Gasterosteus aculeatus aculeatus (three-spined stickleback) is the source of this 1818-nucleotide messenger RNA. Its product is annotated as NGFI-A-binding protein 1-like. Gene Ontology annotation, cellular component: nucleus. Gene Ontology annotation, molecular function: transcription factor binding; transcription coregulator activity. Gene Ontology annotation, biological process: negative regulation of DNA-templated transcription. The record is from RefSeq and is a predicted model, not a curated record. Lineage: Eukaryota; Metazoa; Chordata; Actinopteri; Perciformes; Gasterosteidae.
UGUGUGUGUGUGUGUGACGGCGGCUUGCUGGUGGUAAACAGUGCAAGGGAGUGGAGAGAGACGCUGGGAGAGGACUCGAACACACGCUCACACACUCAACACACACUCACACACACUUGGAGGAGAAAGACGCAGCAAAAGACGCACGAAGAUCAUCUGUGGUUUUACGCGCGCGCUGUGUCCUCGCGGCAUCAUCGCUCCUGUGCGCGCUUCGUCCUCUGCGCGCACCCAGCCGGCGCUGCGUGGACCAGAAGAAGAACCGGACCGAAACUCCCCAGGCAUGGCGGCGGUGUUGCCGAGGACGCUGGGUGAGCUGCAGCUCUACCGGAUCCUGCAGCGAGCCAACCUGCUCUACUACUACGAGGCCUUCAUCCAGCAGGGCGGCGACGACGUGCAGCAGCUGUGCGAGGCCGGGGAGGAGGAGUUCCUGGAGAUCAUGGCCCUGGUGGGGAUGGCCAGCAAGCCGCUGCACGUGCGGCGCCUGCAGAAGGCGCUGCGGGACUGGGUCACCAACCCGGCCAUCUUCAACCAGCCGCUCACCUCGCUGCCCGUCUGCAGCAUCCCCGUCUACAAGCUGCCCGAGGGCUCGCCCGCGCUGCUGGGCGCGCAGGACCGGGCCAGCAGCGCCGGCGUCAAGAUGCCCAAGGACGGCGGCGGCGCCUCCUCCGACCCGGGGAAGCUGGACGUGGCGCGGGACAAAGCGUCGGCCGGCUCGCUCCUGCAGGGCGGCAGCGAGGCCCUCUGGUCGGGCCACAGCAACGACAGCGAGCACAGCCUGUCGCCGUCGGACCUGGGCUCGCCGUCCUCGCCGCGGGACACGCUGGACCUGGACGCCGCCGCCGUCCAGUCGGUCGUGGAGUGCGUGGACCGGAUGGCGCCGGGGCUCCCCAAGGCCGACCUGUCCGAGGUCAGAGAGCAGCUGAAGAACAACAAGAAACUGGCGAAGAUGAUCGGGCACAUCUUCGAAAUGAGCGAGGAGGAGCCGCGGCGGGAGGAGGAGAUCCGCAAGUACAGCGCCAUCUACGGCCGCUUCGACUCCAAGAGGAGGGACGGCAAACACCUGACGCUGCACGAGCUGACGGUGAACGAGGCGGCGGCCCAGCUGUGCAUGAGGGACACGGCGCUGCUCACGCGGCGGGACGAGCUCUUUGGACUCGCCCGGCAGAUCUCCAGAGAGGUCACGUACAAAUACACCUACCGCACCAGCAAGUCUCGCUGCGGAGACAGAGACGAGGCGUCCCCUAAGAGGAUUAAAACAGAGGAGAACUUCUUCGACAUCCAGGAGGCGCUGCAGGCCAUCCACAUGAGGCAGGAGAUGCUGAGGGAGCAGCUGGCCUGCGCCAAGUCCAAAGGAGAAGAGACCGUGGGGCGCAAUCUGCAGAUGCAGCUGGAGCGCCUGCUGGCCCGGCAGAUGGAGAUCCUGCAGGACGCCGCCGUGCAGGAGCGCCUGCAGGCUCUGGACUGGAGGAUCCCCCCCGCCGCCCUGAAGUACCUCAACGAGGCCCAGGGCACCAACGGGGCCGCCGAGGCCGGCAGGGACCACCAGGACGAGCGGCCGAUCAACCUGCGCGUGGUGAGUCAGAGCAUGCAGGAAGGCGACCUCCCAUUGGGCAAGCAGCUAGCCAAUGAGCUGAAGCGCCACCACCACCACAACAACAACAACAACAACAACAGCAGCAGCAGCACGGCAGACGACACCAAAACACCAGCAACAGAAAACGGGACGUCGCAGCGAGCGAGCGUCAGCACCGAGAGGAAGAACAUCAAGUCCGAGCCGGGAGACGCAACAUAGUGCCUCCCCGCCCCCCCGAAAUUCCC